Molecule: messenger RNA, 513 nt
Organism: Entamoeba invadens IP1
Lineage: Eukaryota; Evosea; Mastigamoebida; Endamoebidae
Product: 60S ribosomal protein L18A, putative
Exons: 1
Coding region: 1-513 (170 amino acids)
Biological process (GO): translation
Cellular component (GO): cytosolic large ribosomal subunit; ribosome
Molecular function (GO): structural constituent of ribosome
Source: RefSeq, a predicted model, not a curated record
AUGAAGGAGUUCUAUAUUACCGCGACACGUGCCGGCCCAUCGUCCGAAGUUUUCCGUUCCAGAGUGUUUGCGCCAAAUUUUGUCGUCGCAAAGAGCAAAUUCUGGAUGAUGUUGAAGAAGCAACAGAAAAUUAAGAAGGCUGAUGCUUCACUCCUUGAGUGCAUUAGAAUUUAUGAGAAGAACCCAACCGUCGUUAAGAACUUCCAGAUCUUCUUGAGAUACGUCUCAUCCGGUGGAAUUCACAACAUCACCAAACAAUACAGAGAUGUCACAAGAGUCGGUGCUGUCACACAAAUGUACAACGACAUGGCCUCCCAAUACAAAACCAGACAAGACAAAAUCCAAAUCAUCUCCAUCUCCACAAUCGCUGACAAGGAUGUCAAAAACCCAGUCUUGAGACAAUUCGUCGGUCCACACGUCAAAUUCCCACUCCUCCACCAAAAACCAACCCUCGUCUCCAGAAGAUAUGCUCCAGCUUUCAAGGCAGGAAAAGUCCACACCAAAAAGUGCUAA